Erythranthe guttata (spotted monkey flower) is the source of this 856-nucleotide messenger RNA. NCBI's taxonomy places the organism in Eukaryota, Viridiplantae, Streptophyta, Magnoliopsida, Lamiales, Phrymaceae. The record is from RefSeq and is a predicted model, not a curated record.
UCAACACAAAAGCACGUUAUCGUCAGCUGGAGAAAUGAUUCGCGAGAAACGAUCAGGAAGAAAGGAUUUUCUUCAAACCUUGUUGGAGCUUCAAAACAAACAAGAUUCAGAUAUGUCAAUUAGUCACAAGCAAGUCAAGGCCUUAUUAAUGGAUGUUGUGUCAGCUGGCACCGACACUACGGCGACAACAGUUGAGUGGGCAAUGGCUGGGCUUAUGAAUAACCCGGGCGUCAUGACAAAGGCACAAAAAGAAUUAACCGAAGGCGUGGGAUUGAACAACAUUGUCGAAGAGUGUCAUAUCCCGAAAUUGAAAUAUUUGGAAGCAGUUAUCAAAGAAACAUUGCGCUUAUAUCCACCGGGACCCCUUUUGCUUCCACGGUGUACAUCUGAUACUUCGACAGUCGGGGGGUACACUAUCCCCAAGAAUACAAUGGUCUUUAUAAAUAUAUAUUCGAUUCAAAGAGAUCCUUCCAUUUGGGAUAAUCCGAUGGAAUUCAAGCCGGAGAGAUUUCUUGAUGAUAAUAAUAAUGGGAAAUGUGAUUAUAGAGGUAACCAUUUUCAUUAUCUACCAUUUGGAUCGGGGAGAAGGAUUUGUGCCGGCAUACCACUUGCGGAGAGAAUGCUAUUAUAUUUUCUGGCUUCGCUUUUGCAUUCUUUCGAUUGGAAAAUAGAACAAGGGGAGACGAUUGAUAUGUCCGAAACAUUCGGGAUUGCCUUGAGGAAAACUACACCAUUGUUUGGUAUCCCAACUCCUAGGUUGUCUGAUUCGACCUUGUAUGUGUAGUAUCAUGUUUUAUUAUGUUGUCAAUUAAGAAUAAUAGGGUGAGAUGUAUUCACUUAAUUGUGUGAUUUUAUU